Messenger RNA from Volvox carteri f. nagariensis, 1184 nucleotides. RefSeq lists its product as uncharacterized. NCBI's taxonomy places the organism in Eukaryota, Viridiplantae, Chlorophyta, Chlorophyceae, Chlamydomonadales, Volvocaceae. The coding region runs from base 96 to 845 and encodes 249 amino acids. The transcript is spliced from 8 exons. Gene Ontology annotation, cellular component: endoplasmic reticulum. Gene Ontology annotation, biological process: protein folding. The record is from RefSeq and is a predicted model, not a curated record. Gene Ontology annotation, molecular function: protein disulfide isomerase activity.
CAAGCGUACAGUGUUGAAUUUUAGAGGUUGUCACGUCCUGUGUGACAGGCCUUUCUUCACUCUAGCGGCUACGUGUCCCACCUAGUGAUCUGAAAAUGCGGGUCGCUCUUCUCUGCGCCGCUCUCCUUGGCGCGCUUGCUCUUGUUCGUGCGUCGGAUGAUCCUACUGUGUCGCUGCCUGGAGUCCUUGAUUUGACCCCUGAGACGUUCGACAAACACGUUAAUGGCGCAAAGCAUGCCAUCGUCGAGUUCUACGCUCCAUGGUGCGGCCACUGCAAGCGCAUGGUGCCGGAGUACAAGAAGCUGGGCGAGCUUGUCGCUGCUGAUCCCAAGCUUAAGAACCAGGUUGUUAUUGCCAAGGUCAACGCUGAUAACCACCGGAGCCUCGGCGAGAAGUUCGACGUCCGUGGCUUCCCGACAAUCAAGUACUUCGCGCGUGGCAAGCCCGCCAGCAAGGACACUGUCCAGGACUACCAGCAGGCCCGCACUGCCACUGCUUUCCUGGAGUUCCUGAAGGAGAAGCUGGCUGCUGACAAGGGCUUCGCACGCGUCGAGGCGCUGGACCCUAUUGCCAAGAAGUUCGUGGAGGCUGAGGACAAGGCUGCCGUUAUUGCUGAGGCUGAGACUGCUGCUGCGGCCCUGACGGCUGAGGACGCAAAGGCCAACGCUGCCGUCUACGUCAAGGUGAUGCAGAAGGCCGUGGAGAAGGGUGUUGGAUACCUGUCUAAGGAGAAGGCUCGCCUGGAUAAGAUGCUGGCGGGCGGCAGUGUCGCGGCCGCCAAGGUUGAGGAGAUGAGCCGCAAGUCCUCCGUCCUGGGCGCUUUCCUGGACGAGGACGAUGAGUAAACACAAGGAUUGUACAGCUGACAAUCGAAAAGUAGUCCAGCGCGGUGUGGACAGGUGCACCAGCACUACUGUGCAUCUUUUCCAUGUUCCGGUAAUGUUGUCACUGGACUGGUGAUGUGAAGUUUGAUCGCGCGCGACGUGCGCGCGCUCGGGGUUUUGAGGUUUGCGCAAGUAUAUGGCACUUCUCAUCGGGUGCAGGUAGAGUUGCGACGUGUCCCGCACUUCGACGUCUCCACCGUUUGGUAUUGGGCGUGCGAGUUCAUUGCGGGAUUUGAGCAUUUCGCGAUGCCAUCUACGAUGUGGCAAUGCUGCACGAACCUGUAAAUUUACACAAGAAAA